Messenger RNA from Penicillium macrosclerotiorum, 858 nucleotides. RefSeq names its product class II fructose-bisphosphate aldolase. Lineage: Eukaryota; Fungi; Ascomycota; Eurotiomycetes; Eurotiales; Aspergillaceae. The record is from RefSeq and is a predicted model, not a curated record. Bases 1 to 858 code for a protein of 285 amino acids. Gene Ontology annotation, biological process: carbohydrate metabolic process. Gene Ontology annotation, molecular function: aldehyde-lyase activity; zinc ion binding. The transcript has 2 exons.
AUGGCCUGGAAAGACUCCAAUUGUCAUAUCCGCAUUCUCCGCGAGGCCCGAAUUGGCCAGUACGGGGUCAUUGCCGCCAUCGCCUAUAACAUCGAACAGGUUUUAGGCCUGGUCCAAGCUGCAGAAACCGCGCGCUCACCACUCAUCAUUCAAUUCUUUCCAUGGGCUAUUGAGGCCACAGAUGGCUUGCUAGUACGUGCCGCUGCCGAUGCCGCGAAGCGUGCAAGUGUGCCUAUCAGUAUUCACCUCGACCAUGCCCAGUCUGAAGCAAUCAUCAAACGCGCAGCAGAGCUUCCAUUUGAUAGUAUCAUGGUGGAUAUGUCGCAUUACGAAAAGCAUGAAAACCUGAAGAAGACUCGAGAGCUGGUACAAUAUUGCAACGAGCGCGAAAAGGCCACGGAAGCCGAACCGGGCCGUAUUGAGGGAGGAGAGGAUGGAGUCAUGGACACAGAGGGAUUACAAGCAUGUAUGACGACUGCUGAGGAAGUGGACGAGUUCAUCGACACAGGCGUGGAUGUCAUUGCCCCUGCUUUUGGCAAUGUCCAUGGUGAAUAUGGCCCGCAGGGCCCACAGCUGGAUUUCGACAGAUUCGAGAAAGUCCGGACUCAGGCAAACGGCAGAAUUAGUUUGGCUCUACACGGCACCAACGGGUUUGCCCCGGAGCUAAUGAAACGCUGCGUGGCCGCUGGUGUCAGCAAAAUCAACGUCAACAAACUUGUAUUAGAUGACUAUUACGACCACCUUCGUUCAAACGCGGACAAAAUGUUGCAUACACAGCUUAUUGAGGAGGGGAUUCAGAAAGUGGCAGAUCUUACCGUUAAAUGGAUGGAGAUCUGCGGGUCAGCGGGCAAGGCAUGA